This is a messenger RNA of Microdochium trichocladiopsis, 1763 nucleotides long. Its product is annotated as peptidase S8/S53 domain-containing protein. Gene Ontology annotation, molecular function: serine-type endopeptidase activity. The record is from RefSeq and is a predicted model, not a curated record. Gene Ontology annotation, biological process: proteolysis. The coding region runs from base 339 to 1517 and encodes 392 amino acids. Lineage: Eukaryota; Fungi; Ascomycota; Sordariomycetes; Xylariales; Microdochiaceae. The transcript has a single exon.
CCUGCAAGUGCGGUUUCGGGCCCAUUGUCAGCUGGGCAGCCCACCGCAUGGCAUUGUCGGCAUCGUCGCCAGCAGUGGACACUGAGCCAUCUUAUCAGCCGGUCCGGCGAGGUUGGGUGGGGGAUCCGGUGACGAUCGUCAUCCCGGCCGGACCAUAAGGAGUAUAUAGGAUCAGGACGUCCGCCCUCGACGACGAUGAUGUUUCCCAGCCUCAGCAGCAGCAGCAGCAGUUCGCAGCACGCAUCUCUCCACGAUCUUUACAGUCGGAUACCCUUGCAUCCAACCGUCCUUUCACACUCUUCGAGUCGUCCAAGGACCACUUACACUCUUUACUCACGAUGCGUUCCGCCGCUCUCCUCAGCCUGCUCCCGCUGGCCCUCGCCGCCCCCGUCCAGGAGGCUGGCGCGCCGGUCCUGGUGCCCCGCGGCGCCACUGCCAACUCCAAGUACAUUGUGCGCCUCAAGAAGCCCGCCGCCGACGGCUUCAGCAUCCAGUCGACGGCCGGCCAGGUGACGUCGUGCAUCAACAGCAUCGUCGCCGACGCCGAGGAGCGCUACGACAACGUGGGCGCCUUCUCGGCCCACCUCGACGACGCCGACCUCGCCUCGCUGCGGGCCAACCCCAGCGUCGCCUACAUUGAAAAGGACGCCACCAUGAGCCUCCAGGUCACCCAGACUGGCGCCCCCUGGGGCCUCGCCCGCCUCUCCAACACGGCGCCCGGCUCGACCACGUACACCUACGACGCCACCGCCGGUGCGGGCGCCUGUGUCUACAUCAUCGACUCGGGUGUCGACGUGAGCCACCCCGAGUUUGAGGGCCGCGCCUCGCAGCCCAAGAACGCCGUCGACAGCGACGCCGCCGACCGCAACGGCCACGGCACCCACGUCGCCGGCACCAUCGGCUCCAAAACGUACGGCGUCGCCAAGAAGACCAAGAUCUUCUCGGUCAAGGUAUUUGGCGCCUCGGGCCAGACCACAAACGCCAUCGUCAUGGCCGGCAUGGACUGGGUCGUCGCCGACGCCCCCAAGCGCGCCGCAGAGUGCCCCCGCGGCAUCGUUGUCAACAUGUCCCUCGGCGGCGGCGCCUCCCAGGCCAUCGACGACGCCGCUGCCGCCAUGGUCAGCUCGGGUCUCGCCGUCAUGGUCGCCGCGGGUAACGGCGACAGCCUGGGCCGCGCCGUCUCCGCCUCGACCUCGUCCCCGGCCCGCGCCCCUUCGGUCUGCACCAUCGGCGCGACCGACCGCUCCGACAAGGUCGGCACCUUCUCCAACUACGGCCCCCUCGUCGACGUCCACGGCCCCGGCGUCUCCAUCCUCAGCACCCUGCCCGACGGCCGCACCGGCACCCUGACCGGCACCUCCAUGGCCACCCCGCACGUCGCCGGUCUCGCUGCCUACUUCCUCGGCACGGGCCAGACCACCGCCGCCAACGCCUGCAGCUUCAUUGUCUCAAAGGCCCAGUCCGGAGUCAUCUCGGGCCUGCGCUCCGAUACCAAGAACCUCCUCAUUCACAACUAAGCAUUUUGACUUUUGUUGUUGGAGAUCUUUUCUUUCUUUCUUCUGUUUAGCAUGAGAUAGGGCGUGGAGAAAGCUUUUCAGGCAUUUGGUGCGUGGGCAAGGGUGUGUGUAUAUAUAGCAGAAAGAAAACUUCUUGCCAACCCACCUUGUUGCUUUGGUAUAUAUAUAUAAUAGUAUAUAUGAACACAUGGCAAUAAAAGAAAGUAAAAUCUUGCUCCACCUUCACAAUUUGGUUCUUCGCUUUCG